AUGGAUUCAUUGCAGAUGGACUCCUCUCAAAUGGAGGCGUUGUCGUCGAUUUGGGUCAUCGUGCAGCAUCAGCUCGCCCAAAUCAACAAUUCCAACAACAUAGCUCAUAUCGGCGCCGUUCUCCUCAACCAACUUGAGGCGCCUUUCAGGAGCACUUUGACAUCAUGGUUUCAGCAGCACACCGGCAUCAACCAGGUCUCAGUCGUGCGCGACAUCAAGGCUCGUCGACACUACAUCGGACCAACUGAUGCUUUUCAGGAGAGCUAUCAAGUUGUACACAUCCAGGGUCACGGAUUUGUCUGGCUUUGGGAUCUCCAGGUUGAUGGUGAGGAUGCCAGCAUCAAUUCCUGCAAUAUCUCUGCCGAGACAGCACAGAACUUUUCCCAGCUGCGUCUUGACGAGAUGGCGCCUACCAAUGAUGUUACGAUGGUAGGUGAUGAGAGCCUCAUCAACGGCAACGGCAUUGACUUUGCCAUGUUGGAAGACAUCGGAAGCCCCGCAUCAAACGGCUCCUCAUUCCCGAGCCCUCAAGUUUUCACCCGGGAAAUUUCAUUCGAUGAUCUACCAGUUGGCAUUAUGACUGCCGAGGCCAUUCAGAGAGACCUUCUUGGCGCCAAUAUUCGCCCGGCUAACCUCAUUGAUCCGAGUCUUGCGAGCAAUCAGAAUGUCCACAACAUCAUCCAUCAGAAUAACAUUGCCCAGGCUUUUACAGAUCACCUGAACAUGAUGGCAUCCAAUGCUGUCCACGAUGACACAGAAGAGGGUCUGACAGCCGCGGAUCUUAUGCCGGCGUUGCAUCGCAUGUUCGUGCCGGGUCUUGAGUCAAUUGCAAUGGAGCAGUUCCACACCACGCUUCCUAAUGGCGCACUCCUUCACCUGUCAAUUCCUGUCGAUGAACCUGAGGAUGCUGUCUCGACCACCGCGCCUGCUGCUCAACAGACUUCCUUGCAAGACAAGAUCCCUCGUCCUGCGAAUGCCUACAUCCUGUACCGCAAGGAUUGGCAUCCCAUAGUCAAGUCUGCAAAUCCAGGAAUCCAUAACAACGAAAUCUCAAAAAUCCUGGGGAAGCAGUGGGCAGCUGAGACACCGGAAGUGCGGGCUGAGUACAAGGAGCUCGCGGAGGAGAAGAAGAGAGAGUUCUACGCAAAGUACCCUACAUAUCGCUACUCUCCUCGUCGGCCGAGUGAGAUAAUGCGCCGAAACACGAAAAGCCGAAAGACCCCAACGAACGGGGCAGCGAAGCCGAGCAAAGCAAAGAAGUGCGGCAACGGGGUUACUGGUGGAGCAGACAGUGCAGUCGAUGUCAGCUCCCCGGGAUCGCCAUUUUAG
Pyricularia oryzae 70-15 is the source of this 1329-nucleotide messenger RNA. Its product is annotated as mating-type protein mat a-1. The record is from RefSeq and is a predicted model, not a curated record. The transcript is spliced from 4 exons. The coding region runs from base 1 to 1329 and encodes 442 amino acids. Gene Ontology annotation, molecular function: RNA polymerase II cis-regulatory region sequence-specific DNA binding; DNA-binding transcription factor activity, RNA polymerase II-specific. Gene Ontology annotation, biological process: regulation of transcription by RNA polymerase II; anatomical structure morphogenesis; cell differentiation. NCBI's taxonomy places the organism in Eukaryota, Fungi, Ascomycota, Sordariomycetes, Magnaporthales, Pyriculariaceae.